Messenger RNA from Thamnophis sirtalis, 238 nucleotides. NCBI's taxonomy places the organism in Eukaryota, Metazoa, Chordata, Lepidosauria, Squamata, Natricidae. The record is from RefSeq and is a predicted model, not a curated record.
AACAGCUCCCAGUUCAUGAAGCACACCAGACGGCGGAGGCUGACGGUGGAGGACUUCAACCGGGCUCUGCGAUGGAGCAACGUGGAAGUGGUGUGUGGCCAUGGCGCUCCGGAGCCUCUGCCCUUCCGGGCCGUUAAGGAAGGAGAACUCUACUUCCAAGAAGACCGUGAGGUCAACCUGGUGGAUGUCGCUUUGGCCAACAACCUCCCCAAGGACUGCGCGGAGACAGCCGUGAGAG